GAUAACAACCCCUUAUCCCCACCCUUUAUCCCCGCAACUUCUGGCUGCAGCAGGAAUGGCUUCUGCAGUAGCAGCAGCAGUAAUGGCAGCAGCUUCUCCGCUCCCCAUCCCUCCCAACCCCCACUCCAAACCCACCACAAUUACCUCCUCUUCCCACUCCUUGCGGCCUCCUCCUCCUCUCAAUCGACCCAAGAAGCAGAAGCAGAAACAGAAGCAGAAGCCCUCAAUUGCGGAGAUCGAGAGGGCCAUCGGCGUCGGCACUGACCCGGCCUCAUCUUCUUCAUUGUCGUCAUCAUCUUCGUCGUCGUCGUCGUCCUUUAUGGAGUUCUUGGCGUCGACGCCGAUCGGGCAGGCCGAGAGCCCCGCCGAGCGGAAGCUCCGCGAGGCCGCCGAGUGGCUCGUCGACCGCACCGAGGCGCACGCUAGCAAUGGUAUGUAACUUCUUCUUCUUCUUCCUUUUUAACUUUUUAAUAUGGAUGAAGAAUCAUGGAUUUAAGGGAAAGGGAAAGAUUCUAUUUGUAAAGGCGAAUUUUAGGUUAAAUAGACUUUCCAGUAAACUGGAGUUCAAGUAGAAAAUUACUCUUCUUCUUCUGCUGUUUGUUUGUAUAGCCGUAGAACUGAAGUUUUUUCAGUUUCUUGUUUGUAUGGUAAAUGGAUUAAUA
This is a messenger RNA of Ananas comosus (pineapple), 662 nucleotides long. Its product is annotated as probable NAD(P)H dehydrogenase subunit CRR3, chloroplastic. Gene Ontology annotation, cellular component: NAD(P)H dehydrogenase complex (plastoquinone); chloroplast thylakoid membrane. The transcript has a single exon. Lineage: Eukaryota; Viridiplantae; Streptophyta; Magnoliopsida; Poales; Bromeliaceae. The coding region runs from base 56 to 439 and encodes 127 amino acids. Gene Ontology annotation, biological process: photosynthetic electron transport in photosystem I. The record is from RefSeq and is a predicted model, not a curated record.